Messenger RNA from Astyanax mexicanus (Mexican tetra), 1473 nucleotides. RefSeq names its product protein neuralized. The coding region runs from base 133 to 1035 and encodes 300 amino acids. Gene Ontology annotation, molecular function: ubiquitin protein ligase activity. The record is from RefSeq and is a predicted model, not a curated record. Lineage: Eukaryota; Metazoa; Chordata; Actinopteri; Characiformes; Acestrorhamphidae. The transcript has 4 exons.
CUUACACACACACACAUCACACACAGAUUACACACAGUCACAGAGACACAGACAGUAUAACUGCUGCUGGAUCUGUUACUGCUCACAUUACCUGACCUUAACCGCCUCUCUCUCUCACUGAUCCAGAAGAGCAUGGUGAAGAUGGGACUGAACAGCGAGGGCUCUCAGCUCAGCUGUGGCUGUGGAAGCAGCUGCCUGGGUCCAAUGACUUUCCACUCAGAAGCCAAGGGCCAGCUAGUGACCCUCAGUGAAGAUGGCCGACGUGCAACCAGAGACACCUCGUCCUUCCGUCACGGCCUGAUCUUCAGCAGCAGACCGCUGAGGGUGCAGGAGAAAGUGUGCGUGCGUAUUGAGCGCUGUGUGAUGGGCUGGCACGGCGCUCUCAGGGUUGGCUUCACCAGCGUCGCACCAGGGUCCAGAGCCGUGCCCUCACUGGCCAUUCCUGAGCUAACAGACUUUCCUGGGUACUGGGCCAUUCCAGUGCCUGAGCAGCAGUGCCUGCCAGGAUCAGAGGUCAUUUUCUGGAUCGGUCCCAGUGGAUCCCUGCAUGUCCAGACAGCCGAUGGGCAGAGGCACAGGAUGAAAACCAGAGUGGACAAACACAAGCCGAUCUGGGCCAUGAUUGACGUUUAUGGGCAGACCAACACAGUCCUGUUACUUGGUUCAAUGAAGAAAUGCUUUUUCAGCACCCGCCGGUCGUGCCCUGUGCCCACAGUCGAACCUACAGAGGAGACCUGUGGCUACAGCAAUGUGCCCAUUGAGAUUCUGGAGAGGAUGAUGAACCAGAACAGCCUAGAAGAGCAAGAGAAUCGAAAGAAUGACAAUCUUUCCUGCUGUCAGAGCAACAGAAAAAGCACAGGUUAUGAAAGUAUGGAGGAAUGUGUCGUGUGUUACUCAGACAUUGCGGAUGUGAUGCUGACCUGUGGACAUCGGUGUGUGUGCUCUCACUGUGCCUGGAGGGUCCUCAGCGAGUUUGGAACAUGUCCUCUGUGUCGGUAUCGCUUGCGUCCAAUCGACUCUGAUGAUUGCACAUAGCUGAGAGUGAGGGAAAUGGAGGACAGAUUGAAUGUAUCAUAAAUGGUCUUUUAUAUUGACCAGAGCAAAUAGUCCAGAUUAUGUUUCAAUAAAACUUUUUUCUACAUUGACUUUCAGUGUAAAUUAGGAAAAGUUAAUGUUUCUGCUGUAAAGUUGCUGUAUUGGACAUAUGAGGGUUUGUUCAUGAUUGCACAUAAAACUCUGUAUUUCAGAACUAUAGUUCUCUGCUUAAUGCACUUUUAAACCUUUGCAGGAGAAACCACUACAAAAAAGGAAAAAAAGAAUGUUAAAACGUACUAAGGCACUGCACUACUAUAUUUCAAAUAAGCUUGUAAAUGUUUUUUUCUGUCUGUUUUUUUGUACGUAAUGUGUAAUUAUUAUAUAUGUGUAUUGUAUAUAUUUAUGUUUUAAUGUACUAAAGCACUGAAUGAACUUUAA